Messenger RNA from Exophiala dermatitidis NIH/UT8656, 1284 nucleotides. RefSeq names its product extracellular cell wall glucanase Crf1/allergen Asp F9. Gene Ontology annotation, biological process: fungal-type cell wall organization; carbohydrate metabolic process. Bases 1 to 1284 code for a protein of 427 amino acids. NCBI's taxonomy places the organism in Eukaryota, Fungi, Ascomycota, Eurotiomycetes, Chaetothyriales, Herpotrichiellaceae. The record is from RefSeq and is a predicted model, not a curated record. Gene Ontology annotation, molecular function: glycosyltransferase activity; hydrolase activity, hydrolyzing O-glycosyl compounds. Gene Ontology annotation, cellular component: fungal-type cell wall. The transcript is spliced from 2 exons.
AUGCAUUAUCCGUUCAAGACAAGCGUUUUCCUCCUUCUCUCCCUCUCCCUCUUCCUCUCGACCACCCUCGCCCAAACCUUCACCUCAUGUAACCCGAUGAAUCGGACAGAUUGUCCCGCCGAUACGGCGUUGGGCGUGGCCAAUUACACGAUCGAUUUCCGAAGCAGCAUCAUGUCAGAUCGGGUAUGGAACACGACAGCAGGCAAGAUCGACUACCAGGACGACGGGGCCGACUUCACCAUCAACCGGCGCGGCGACGUGCCGACGGUGCAGACCAACUUCUACAUCUUCUUCGGGCAGGUCGAGGUGAUCAUGAAAGCCGCCAAGGGCCAAGGCAUCGUGUCAUCGAUUGUGCUGGAGUCGGAUCUGUUGGACGAGGUGGAUUGGGAAUGGAUCGGAGGGAACAAUACACACGUGCAGAGCAACUACUUCGGCAAGGGCAACCACACCAGUUACGACCGCGCGGUAUGGCACCCGGUCGACAAUGCCCAGGAUGACUGGCACAACUACACUGUCGACUGGACGAACGAGCAGCUCGAGUGGUUCAUUGACGGCAAGUCGGUCCGCGUGUUGAAAUACGCAGACGCCAAUGGAGGCUCAAACUUCCCUCAGACGCCGUCCCGUCUCAUUCUUGGAGCCUGGGCAGGCGGUGAUCCAACGUCCAAUUCCAACGGUACCGUCGAAUGGGCCGGCGGCGAGGUCAACUACGACAAUGGCCCAUACACCAUGACAGUGCAAUCCGUGCGUGUCACGGACGCCAGCAGGGGCGGCUCUCAGUAUGUUUACGGCGAUAAGACUGGCAGUUGGCAGAGCAUCAAGGUCUUGAAUGAAACCAAACCCAUCAAACUCGACGGCGAAAACAGCGACUCAACCACCCAAUCCGCCAAGCAGAAGUGGAACGGCCUUUCAUCCACGACCAAAUACAUCAUUGUCGGCGUCGUCUGCGGCGUCGCCCUGCUCUGCAUCGCCAUCUUCGCCUUCUGCUGUAUUCGCCAACGCCGCGCAGGCAAACACGAGAAACUCAUCGAGGACGCCAAAUAUGACAAGAACGCCGUCGAGGUGCUCGCCUAUCGUGCCGAUAUGACUCGUCUGCGGAACGAGAAAAUGUCCGAUGCCCAAGUUCAUGUGUCUCCGGUCAUGGGCAAUGCUGGUGCCAUGUAUCAAAAUGCCGGCCAGACUCAACCCAUGAUGGGCGGCAUGAGUCCCAACACCAAUCCACGAUACAACAACUAUGCCCAGAGCCCGAGCACUUUUGGGCCCGGUCGGGGAUAUCAGAGAUAUUGA